Molecule: messenger RNA, 2199 nt
Organism: Sarcophilus harrisii (Tasmanian devil)
Lineage: Eukaryota; Metazoa; Chordata; Mammalia; Dasyuromorphia; Dasyuridae
Gene: ALG2
Product: ALG2 alpha-1,3/1,6-mannosyltransferase
Exons: 2
Coding region: 147-1391 (414 amino acids)
Molecular function (GO): GDP-Man:Man(1)GlcNAc(2)-PP-Dol alpha-1,3-mannosyltransferase activity; alpha-1,3-mannosyltransferase activity
Source: RefSeq, a predicted model, not a curated record
GGGGCGGGGCUGCGGUGCGGUGAAAGGGGCGGGUCUGGUCUUCGAGUCUUCGCCACGGCAGGCGCUUCCGGAAGCUCGGUUCCUCUCGGGUUUCCCGGAGGGGUCGGCGCAAGCGCGAGCCCAGGGGGACUCCGGGGCCGGCGGCCAUGCAGCCUCGGGGGUCGGAGGGCCGCGCCCGCGGCCCGUCCGUGCUGUUCGUGCACCCGGACUUCGGCGUGGGCGGCGCGGAGCGACUGGUGCUGGAUGCGGCCUUGGCGCUGCAGUCUCGCGGAUGUCGCGUCCAGGUGUGGACGGCCCACUAUGACCCGAGCCACUGCUUCUCCGAGAGCCGGCAGCUGCAGGUCCGCUGCGCCGGGGACUGGCUGCCGCGAAGCCUGGGGUGGGGCGGGCGCGGCGCGGCGCUGUGCGCCUACCUGCGCAUGAUCUAUCUGGCGCUCUACAUCUUGCUCCUGAGCGGCGAGGAGAUGGACGUGAUCGUGUGCGACCAGGUAUCUGCUUGUAUCCCAGUGUUUAGACUGGCCAGACAUCGGAAGAAGAUACUGUUUUACUGUCAUUUUCCUGAUUUACUUCUUACUCAGAGAAAUUCUUUUCUUAAACGACUCUACCGAAUCCCAAUUGAUUGGGUGGAAGAGUAUACUACUGGCAUGGCAGACUGCAUUGUGGUUAAUAGCUCCUUCACGGCAAAUGUUUUUAAAAACACUUUCAAAUCCCUAGUGCACAUAAACCCAGAUGUUCUCUACCCUUCUUUGAAUGUCAGCAGCUUUGACAACACAAUGCCUUCGGCUAUAGAUAACUUAAUUCCCAAAGGAAGGAAGUUUGUUUUUCUUUCAAUCAACAGGUAUGAAAGGAAGAAAAAUCUAACUCUUGCUUUAGAAGCAUUACUUGAACUACGUGGGAGAUUAGAUCUUCAAGACUGGGAAAAAAUUCAUCUAAUUAUGGCUGGUGGUUAUGAUGAUCGAGUCCUAGAAAAUGUAGAGUAUUAUAAAGAACUAAGGAAUACAGCCAACCAGUUUGACCUUACCCAUCAUGUCACAUUCCUGAGGUCUUUUUCAGACACACAAAAAAUUUCUCUUCUUCAUAAUUGUACUUGUGUGCUUUAUACACCAAGCAAUGAACAUUUUGGCAUAGUUCCUCUGGAAGCCAUGUACAUGCAGUGUCCUGUCAUUGCAGUGAAUUCAGGUGGACCUCUGGAAUCUAUUGUAGAUAAUGUAACAGGGUUUUUAUGUGAACCUGACCCAAAACAAUUUUCUAAAGCAAUGGAAAAAUUUAUCAGAAAUCCUUCCUUAAAAGCCACAAUGGGGUCAGCAGGAAGAGCCAGAGUGAAGGAAAAAUUUUCAUUAGAGGCUUUUACAAAUCAGCUAUACCAAUACAUAAGUAAAUUGUCAGAAUAAUUAUAUAUUUUUAAAACCUUUUCUAGAGGCAAUUAGAUGGUACAGAGGUUUUAAGGCCUGGAUUUCGAGUCAAGCAGACUCAAGUUUGAAUUCUACCUUGGCCAGUUACUAGUCAUGUAACUCUGAGCAACUCAUGUAACCUCUCAGCCUCAGUUUCCUCAUUUGUAAAAAUAGUAAUAAUAGCACCUACCUCAUAGGGUUGUUGAGGAUCAAAUGAAAUAACACAUGUAAAGUGUUUUGCAAACCUUAAAGUACCAAAUAAAGUGGUUAAUAUUGGGUUACUAUUGAUUGACUAAUUUUGAUUAGAUUGACUAAUCCAAUUGACUUGGGUUCCAAGACUCAAUUGUACUUCCAAAAAAAAAAAAAACCAAAAUUUUCUGGUGCAGAGUGGAUUUAUCUUUUACUAAAAACAACAGACGUAGGUCUAAUCUUUUUCAUCCUAUAAAGAAUUUUAAAAGGAAACAAAACCCUAGAGAUCUUAGUCUUUAAAAUAUUAAGGCAUAAAAACUGAAAAAAAAUUCCUCAAGUUUUAAUUUUAUCUAGACAAGUAUUUAAGUUACACACUCACAUGCACGUAAGAUUGUGUAAGAUUAAAUCGUCGUAAAAUAUCAGCAAUAAUAUUUAGUAUUUCUGCACUAAAAAUACUUGGUCAGUUUUACAAGGUCUCCAUACUUAGAGGAAUAUAUAUAUAUUUUGGAAAAGAUUAAUUAUCACAUUAUAAAUAAUGAUAUUUUUAUAUACUGUUUUUGCUUGCCAAAAGGUGAAAACAAAUACAUGUGACGAAACAAAUAAAAAUGGUAUUUUGUAA